AUGUAUUAUGGAGACCUAUAAUUAAUCGGUUUAAAGUAAAUGAAACAAUCACAAAAAGAAUAGACUUUGAAAUAUAAAAACAAUAGAAAUCAGAAAUUAUAAAGUAGGUUAGAUUGUUUAUUUGAAUCUCUUGAGAAUGUAGCAUCAACCUCAUCCUUGUAUAAUAUACUUACAAUGGUAUAUUUAUAAUUUUAAUUUAACUUCAUAAAAAUCUAUUACACUACUACUGAAUAUUUAAUUCCAUCUAAUAUUUUAGUUUUUGGUAUAGAUUUAUCUGGUAUAUCUAAGAUUUUGGAUUAUCUUAAAGAGAAUUUAUUAUCCUUAAGAUAUUAUGAAGUUAUUUGUUUAUAUGAUGAUUUGAGAGAAAAUUAAGUAAAUAAUUAAUAGAAUAUAAAUUUCAUAGAAUUUUAUGACAUCUAUUGAAUUAUCUGGUCAAUCUAUUGGUUCUGUGACAGCAAUUUUAGAAGCAUAUAAUAUUAUCCAAUCAUGA
This is a messenger RNA of Paramecium sonneborni, 490 nucleotides long. The record is from the annotation of a GenBank genome assembly. NCBI's taxonomy places the organism in Eukaryota, Ciliophora, Oligohymenophorea, Peniculida, Parameciidae.